This is a messenger RNA of Rotaria sordida, 939 nucleotides long. The record is from the annotation of a GenBank genome assembly. NCBI's taxonomy places the organism in Eukaryota, Metazoa, Rotifera, Eurotatoria, Philodinida, Philodinidae.
AUGGGCGAAUACUCGAAAGCACUUUCAUCGUACGAACGAUCACUUGAAAUCCAAAAAAUAGCUCUCCCUCCGAAUCAUCCCGACUUGGCUUCUUCCUACAACAACAUCGGUAAUGUGUAUGAUGAAAUGGGCGAGUACUCGAAAGCACUUUCAUCGUACGAACGAGCACUUGAUAUCGACAAGAAAGUUCUCCCUCCGAAUCAUCCCGAUUUGGCUAUGGACUACAACGACAUCGGUUUGGUGUAUAAUAACAUGGGCGAGUACUCGAAAGCACUUUCAUCGCAUGAACGAUCACUUGAAAUCCGAAAAAUAGCUCUCCCUCCGAAUCAUCCCGACUUGGCUUCUUCCUACAACAACAUCGGUAUGGUGUAUGAUAACAUGGGCGAGUACUCGAAAGCACUUACAUAUUACGAAAAGGCGCAAGACAUAUGGAAAAAAUCACUACCUUCAAAUCAUCCACACAAUGCACUUGUGAAAAUACAAAUUUUAAUAAUUGGUUAUCUUAAAUUAAAUAUCAAAAAAUUUCGAUCAUCAUCAAGAAAAAGUCAACGAUCAAUAACAAGAACUAGAAAUAUUGGUACAAAUGAACAACAUCUUUCAAUCAAGAAUGGUAAAGAUUCAUCAAUAAUAUCAAACACAAAUAAAGAUACAAAAGUUAAUUUUGAACGAUUACUUUCAACAACAUUAUUUUCUAUAAAAUCAGUAAGACACUUAAUUAUUUUAAAUCAACGUUCAAUGUACAAAAGAGUUUUUAUUGAACUCGAUUUACUUGUUCAAUUACUUUUAAUUCAUCAUUUUCUUACUCAUAUAAUCUAUCAACUGGAGAUGAUUGAAGAAACUAUGCCAGAUUAUGAUAUAUCAUCACAUUUUAUUUAUAGUAUUGCUAAAUUCCUUGUUAUGUUAUCACAUGAUACGCUUCAUUCAAAACAAGUUAUUUAA